AGCGGUAAAGCAUCGGGCUGGAGAGCCAAUGGUCGCGGGUCAAGCCCCAGGAAUGGCACUAUCUUUAUCACUAUUCCUCAUCCUAUUACAUAAGUCCGACAUACAGUAACUGUAUUUACAUGAACAUUCCCAUGAAGUUGCAUCUAAGAAUUGAUAAUUGCAAAAAGACUAGAGAGAUCUUACGUGUGAUGUCAUACUGACAUAGGGCAACUGUUAAGAGAAUUAGAGAAGAGACUAUUCUAUGUUAAAGACAAUCAAAACUCAACUUAAUAAAUCCAGGAAUAGAAGUGACCAGCCAUGGUGUUGACUGGGAAACAGAUUGUGGUGCUGACCAACUUGUAUGUGAGCUAUGCCCUCUAUGUUUACGUGCGACGGUCAUUCUCCUUUGCCAUGCCUACGGUAUCGGAGACUGCUAAUCUGGACAAGAGUCAAUUAGGUAUGAUUCUGAGCAGUCAGUCACUGGCCUACACCAUCAGUAAGUUUGGGUGUGGUAUUCUAGCCGACAUUGUCAGCCCCAACAUUUUGCUGUCAGGUGGCUUGAUCUUAUCCGGACUAACAGCAGUAUGUUUCACAACAACCACAUCUGCAGUGAUAAUGAGUGCGAUAUGGUUCCUGAAUGGUCUCGCCCAGGGACCAGGUUGGCCAGCGAUAGCUGUCUGCCUUAAACAUUUGUGUGCCCCGGAACAGUUCGGGUCAGCGUGGAGUGUGGUGUCCACGUCAAUGAAUGUGGCCGGUAUGGUUGGGCCUCUGCUGACCACAGUGCUGAUUGCCCAGUCAAACUGGCAGACUUGUAUUCAACUUGCAGGAUUUGUAUCAAUCAGUUUCGGGUGUAUUACAUUUUUCUUGGUGAAGACUGAUCCAAAAAGCAACUCCACGACACCAACUUCACCAAACCGUGACAAGUCGUCACCAAAUGAAGGUGAGGACCUUUCUAGGUGGCAGCUCCUGUUCCUACCCGGCUUCCUGGGAGUUUGCCUGAGUAUGAUGGCCACAUCUGUUGUCCAGUACGGCACAUUGAACUGGACACAGCUAUACAUGGUACAGGAGAGAGGGCUGACCCCUAUGUCAGGCAGUGCCUUUGUAAGCAGUGAAGAACUAGGAGGGAUUGUGGGGUCCUGUGUGGCUGGGUUCUUGUCUGACUUCCUUAUCAGCAAGAACCCAGGCGUGGCUAGACAUUUGAUGAGGCAGGUGGUGGUUAUGUAUUUUAUGCUGUUCCUGACUGGGGUAUUGUACUGGAUCACAUACAGUUUAUCCUCUUCCACCUCACAGUUGAUGGUAACUAUUAUGGGAUUUUGUACCGGAUUUGGUGUCUAUGGGCCUGUAGCCAUAUUUGGUGUUAUAGCCCUAGAGAGUGGACCAGAAAAUAGGGCAGGGACUUUACAUGCAAUAUUUGGACUUUUCUCAAAUGCCGGUGUGUUCAUCUCGGGACUACCCCUCAGCUACAUCGCUAAACUCUACGACUGGCAGACAGUGUUUCUACUUCAAAGUACACUAAUCACCAUGACAUUUCUAUAUUUUAUUCUUAAGCUACGAACAACGUUUAAGUCAUCAAAUCAGAAACUGUUUUACAUAUUCUAGAUGUUUUCAUCUGGUGUUGUUUUUUGUAAGGAAUCUCUAUGCAAUUGUUCUCGAAUAUUAACUUGUUAAUCAGAUGUUAAAUUGUUUCUUAAGAAA
This is a messenger RNA of Mizuhopecten yessoensis (Yesso scallop), 1674 nucleotides long. Its product is annotated as glucose-6-phosphate exchanger SLC37A4-like. Lineage: Eukaryota; Metazoa; Mollusca; Bivalvia; Pectinida; Pectinidae. Gene Ontology annotation, biological process: phosphate ion transmembrane transport; glucose-6-phosphate transport. Bases 298 to 1578 code for a protein of 426 amino acids. Gene Ontology annotation, cellular component: endoplasmic reticulum membrane. The record is from RefSeq and is a predicted model, not a curated record. Gene Ontology annotation, molecular function: glucose 6-phosphate:phosphate antiporter activity. The transcript is spliced from 12 exons.